AUGACGCUUUUGAAUAUAUUGUUAUACAUAGGUUUUAAAUAUGUUCCUAUAUUGCUAUUUUCAUUAACAUUUGUAGUUUCAUUAUUAAUAUACAUUACUGUUACCUUUUCAGCAAAGGUAAACCUUACUCCGACUCCUUCAAAAUUACCACCAAUAAACCUGAAAAGGGAUAAUAAUAAUAAUAAUAAUAAUAAUAAUAAUAAUAAUAAUAAUAAUAAUAAUAAUGAUAGUAGAAAAAAUUUUGAUAAGUACUUAGCAAAAGAAUAUCCAGAUGUUUCAAAAGAAAUUUUGGAAUUGAUAGAUCAAGUUAUAAAACUAUAUAUUACACCAUGGUUUCAAUCCAUUAAUGAUCAGGAAGAUUGUGCAUUUCUGCAAGAAUUAAGAAUAACAUUUCAGGAAGCUAUUGGGAAUAUUACUUCUAAGCUCGAAAAUGAUAAUUUUGCUGCUAACUUAUUUGCUAAAGCCCUAGCUAUAUUACAAAAACAUUGUUCAACAUACUCACGUAUAAGAGUUGAAAGUUUGGCUCAUAACAAUACACAGCAAACGGAUUUGGAAAUAGCUUUACUUUUCAAUAAACAAUUUAAAUUACAUAAGGCAAUCUCUUUAGGUACCUCAGGCGCUGAAUUUGAUAAACAAAUACAAUCGCACUUGAGAGAAUUGGUCAGUUCUUUAAUUUUGCCUGAAUUUCUAGUUUCGAAAAAAGAUUUAAGCUCACCGAUUGUCUCUUCAUUGACACGAGAGAUUUUAACAUGUACCAUUUUACAACCCUUAGUUAAUAAGUUAUCAGAACCAAAUUUUUGGAAUGGUAAAAUUGUAGAAAUAUCUGAACAAAUUUUGAAGGAACAAAAGCAAGUUCAGAGUAUUAGAAAGGCUUUAUCCAAAGAAGUUACUGACUCCAUGGUUAAUAUGACCAAAACGUUAUCCACAGAUCAAAAAUAUCCAGUUUUUAGUGGUGAGAGUAAAAAUGCUUCAUUAACUUCAAUCAUUUUAUUAAGUAACUAUUUAGAUGGCUUAAAAAUAGACACAUCAGGUACUGAAUUUGAAUCUAUUUUGCAGAAAUCGAAUUCAAUUUCUAAUACAUAUCUUUUGAAAUACCAAAAAAACGUGUUGCUUGAUAAGAUAUUGGAAUUACAAUCAACCUCAUAUAAAUAUGAUAAAAAAAUAGCCAAAGUUUAUAGGAAAAGGUUAGAAUUGUUAUUAAACUUGAUACAAAAAAAAAUAUCACCCAAUUGCAAUAAUCGUAUUAUUUACAACAACAACAACAACAAUAAUAAUAAUAAUAAUAAUAAUAAUAAUAAUAAUAAUAAUUUCCAUAUUUGUACAAUGGCUUUAUUAAAAGAUUUUGAAAAAAACAUCAAGACUAUGAACUUCUCCAAUAUUUUGAAUAAUAGAUCUUAUUUAACGUGUUACGAACUUUUUCUUGAAAGAUGUCAACCUGAUUUGUUGAUAUUGAUGCAAUUUUGGAAAGAUGUAGAGGAAAUAAAGGAUCCACUAGAAACAGCCCAACUAAAUAGAGACUUGGUUAUUAACAUCGAAAGUGAUAAGGAUGAUGUGAAGGACAUUUUCCGGAAAUACUCAAAAAAGUUGACAAAGUGGUUUGAGCAUGAUUUAGAUUAUGAAAAUAUCCUAGAUUACGUUAACAGUGGCAGAGGCACGUAUAGUAAUUCGAGACAGUCAUUAUUAUUAUUACAAGAAGAUGCCUUUAGAAUAUUGGAAAGUGGUAGUUUUAAUCAUUUUUUACAUUCAAAAGAAUUUUUUUAUUUGUUAUCACAUAUCGAUGUUCCAAAUGAAGAGCAACAAGGCGUUACUAGCAAUAAUAUUUUAAGGGAUACGUUUGAUACGGUACAAAUUAUAACCAAUGGUAAUUUGACCAAGGCUCUAGGUGAUAUUUUAAAUGAAUCUGAAAAGGUAAAAGCUUCGGAGCAACUGGAUGAGAAUGAAUUUAAAGAAUUGUUUGGUGAUGAUAAAAGUAAUGGUUCCUUAUUCAAAGAUGAUGAGGAUAGUAGUCAUAUUGGCAGUAGUAAUAAGCAAAUUAAACAUAAACCUAAUUUAUUUGAGGAGGAUGAACAAGAACCUCACAAGAUAGUAAAUGAUGAUGGAGCCACGAGUGAUGAUAUUCGUCAUGAAAAUGAUACUGGUUAUGAAGAUGACUACGCAGUGGAUGAGUAUAAUGAACAAGACAUCACCUCACUAACAAUGACUAUAACUGAAUUAGAAAAACAACUUGGAAUUUUAUCACAUUUAAUUUUAAAGGCUGAAUUGACCAAUAAUCAAAUUGAACUUCAUAUUUUGCGCAAAUCUGAAAGAAAUAUUAAAAGAGAAUUAGAAUACAAAAAAGUCUUAAAAAUGACACUAACUCAAAGAGAUAUGUUUUUGUUUAAUAACACCAAAAUUUUUAUUCCGAGUUAUUUUACCUCAAGAGAUGUCACUUAUUACAAUAUUUCAGUGGAGUAUGUUGAUAUCAAUGCGCAAGUGCGUUGCUGGCAAACAAUUAAGAGAUUCAGUGAGUUUGUCAGGUUGAACAAUUAUUUAAGAGAAAUUUAUGGUUCGUUUUUUAAGAAUAUUAAAUUUCCAGCAAAGAUAGAAUUAAACUUCAAUAAAAAUAACCUAGUUGAACAAAGAAAGACGAAACUUGAAAUUUACCUAAAUCACCUGUUAAGUGUUCCCCAAAUUUGUCAGGACCCAAUUUUCAUAGAUUUUGUCUCUGGAAGAAGUAACAGAGGUAAUAAUAAUGGUACUAAUUACGAUGAAUAUGAGUAUGAAGCUGCACCCAGCAUGGGCAUUAGUUCUUCCGAUAUUGAGAGUUCUAUUAUAACUACGAGCAGCAACAGUAGCACUGGUACUAGCGGCAACAAUGCAAAUGAUGUGAUAAUUACUAGGACAAUCAAAGUACAGGAUUCGUUUGUUAAAUCACUAACAGAUCUUUUUGCUACUGUUUUUGAAAUAGAAAAGGGAACUUCGAUUAGAGGCCGUGCUAUUAUAGUUAUCUUGCAGCAAUUGCUGGGAGGAACUAUUGAAAAAUACAUUAAAGAUACCAUCAAAAAAGUGACUUCCAGUGACAAAAUAUCGUAUUCUUUAAAACUUUUAAGGGUUUAUCUAACUGAAAACGCCCAAAAGAACGAUAAUGGAUCUGAGCCUGAUGCUUUUUUUUUGAAAAAGAAAAGCUUAAUAUCUUUCCAAAAGUUAAUGAUAGAAACAUGUCUAAAAGGUGUUGGGAUUAAACGGUCGAGGCGUGGUGCUAUAUUAUUACAUGAAAUGUUGCAAAAUAGAUGGUUAAAUUACAGUUUGAUAUUAUAUAUACUAGACUUGGUGGUACAAGAAUUAUUUAUAUAA
Messenger RNA from Saccharomycodes ludwigii, 3333 nucleotides. It is a transcript of the gene MDM1, whose product is annotated as Mdm1p. Gene Ontology annotation, molecular function: phosphatidylinositol binding. The coding region runs from base 1 to 3333 and encodes 1110 amino acids. NCBI's taxonomy places the organism in Eukaryota, Fungi, Ascomycota, Saccharomycetes, Saccharomycodales, Saccharomycodaceae. Gene Ontology annotation, cellular component: intracellular membrane-bounded organelle. The transcript has a single exon. The record is from RefSeq and is a predicted model, not a curated record.